AUGUCUACAAGCUCAAACGUAUCUGUAGAAAUCACUACGAACGACAGUACCGUUCCAAGGGGUCAGUACCUUCAUGAAAAUGGAAGAUUGCAGUCCCAGCCUUGUAACGAUAUUACAGGCUACAGUCCCUUCCGAGGUGAAACGAUCAAUCUUGGUCCGUGGGAUUCGCGUAAUUUUCAAGGCCAACAUUUUCUUACCAAUAUGUCAGAUGAUACCCACAAAGAAGUAUCAAUCACUGGAGGUUCUACCUCCGGCUCUGUACGAUUGACUUCGGAUGCCCCAUCUGGAAACAGGGGGUACUUGACUUUCAGAUUACGGGCUUAA
This is a messenger RNA of Kwoniella botswanensis, 324 nucleotides long. RefSeq lists its product as uncharacterized. NCBI's taxonomy places the organism in Eukaryota, Fungi, Basidiomycota, Tremellomycetes, Tremellales, Cryptococcaceae. The coding region runs from base 1 to 324 and encodes 107 amino acids. The transcript has a single exon. The record is from RefSeq and is a predicted model, not a curated record.